GGGUGCAGGCCAACGAGGGAGACAAAAGAGGCUGCGGCUGCAUUCAACGUGCUGCUGUUGUGUUGUGUGUCCGUCUGCGAGCCGCUCCUCCUCCUCUUCGCCAAGAAAGAAAGAAAGAAAAAGAAAGAGAGAGAGAGGGGGGGAGAGAAAGAGGGGCCAACCGAUAUCGCCGGACCUAUCAAGUUUUGGGAGACUUUCGCGGAGCGGGACCAACCCCCCCACCCCGCUCUCGAAUCGAGGAAGUCUUCCAAAAGCAGGACCGGUUCCUUGCUCCCUCCUGCCCCGGCCCUCACGCGUCGAGAGCGGGGCGGCGGGUGCUCCGGGAGAGCCGCGAAAAUCAGAACAAAGGAAGGCGAGAGGAACGAGCGAGUCCUCGGAACAGCUUCCUUGCCAAAUGUCCCACUAAAAAACGAAAAAGAAAAAAAAAACUACAAAAAAGAAAUAGCGCACACACAUACAAAAGCUCUCCUCGUAUUCCUCGAGCAAGCUUUUUCCGCCUCGCCGGGGGACAAGAAGGACAAUAACCAUCCGGAGACGCACGUUUUGCCGGCAGAAUGUUCCCACAAAACCGAGCACCGUUUGAAGCUGGAAUGUGAGAAAUUGGCCACCGAGAAGACAGAGAUCCAGAGACACUACGUGAUGUAUUACGAGAUGUCCUACGGCCUUAACAUCGAAAUGCACAAACAGACCGAGAUUGCCAAGCGGCUGAACGUGAUCUGUGCUCAACUCAUCCCAUUCCUGUCUCAGGAGCACCAGCAACAGGUGGUCCAAGCUAUGGAGCGCGCCAAACAGGUGACCAUGGGGGAGUUAAAUGCUUCCAUAGGGGUACGUGGGCUCCCCCCUCUGCCUCAUAGUCAGCAGCUUCAAGCGCAACACCUCUCGCAGCACGCACAGGGUCUGCCGGUGGGGCCGCACCCGUCAGGGCUGCCUCACCCGGGCCUGGCGUUGGGCGGGGGCUCCGGGCUGCUGGCCCUGUCUGGGGCCCUGGGGGCCCAGCUGGCCGCCAAAGACGAGAGAGCUCACCUGGAGGCCGCUGCCGCCGCCGCCGAGCAUCACCGAGACCGGGAAGCAGGACCGAGCUCUCUGUCCAAUGGGGACAAAGGUCGCCCUGCAGACUACCUCAGCAACAGCAAGAAGAGGAAAGCUGACGAGAAGGAGUUCAUGACGGACUAUGGCAGCGAUGCAGACAAAAGCGAUGACAACUUGGUGGUUGACGAGGACCCAUCGUCCCCGCGUAGCGUGCAGUCCUACUCAUCCAGGGAAAACGGCCUGGACAAGAUGCCGCCCUCUCGCAAGGAAGGACCUCCACAGGCCAGCCCUACCUCGCUGGCGUCCUCCAGCAGCGCAACGUCACCGUCGCGUGGCAAGGAGUCUUCACAGAGAGAGAAAUCCAGUACUCCAGGUAUGAAGCCAGGAACCCCAAUGUCCCAGGAGUCCAAUACCCCUGGACCCAGUGGACCGCCGCAGUUCAGACCCAUCCCCGGCAAGCCUGGUGUCGACCCGCUGGCUCUUGGUCUGAGGAACCCCUUGGUCGUGCAGGGCGCGUACCCCCCAGGGGCUUUCGGUCUGCCUCCUCCCGGGGUCAACGGGGACCUGCCCGGCGCGGCGGCCUACGGCGCAGGCCUCCACCUGGUCUCCCCCCAGAUGAAUGGUGCGGCGGCGGCGGCAGCGGCCGCUGCUGCGGCGGCGGCAGGAUACGGACGCUCCCCAGUGGUGGGCUACGAGUCUCCACACCCGCACAUGAGAGUGCCCGGCUUGCCCGCCAGCCUGCAGUCAGCCGCCUCUGGAAAACCGGCUUACUCGUUCCACGUGAGUGCCGACGGGCAGAUGCAGCCUGUGCCCUUCCCCCCCGACGCCCUGCUGGGCCCGGGCAUCCCUCGCCACGCCCGGCAGAUCCACAGCCUGAGCCACGGCGAGGUGGUGUGCGCCGUCACCAUCAGCACGUCCACGCGUCACGUCUACACGGGGGGCAAAGGCUGCGUCAAGGUCUGGGACAUCAGCCAGCCGGGCAGCAAGAGUCCCAUGGCGCAGCUCGACUGUCUGCAGAACCGCGACAACUACAUCCGCUCGUGCAAGCUGCUGUCGGACGGGCGCACGCUGAUCGUUGGCGGCGAGGCCAGCACGCUGUCCAUCUGGGACCUGGCCACGCCCACCCCUCGCAUCAAAGCCGAGCUGACGUCGUCCGCGCCCGCCUGCUACGCCCUGGCCAUCUCGCCCGACAACAAGGUGUGCUUCUCCUGCUGCAGCGACGGAAACAUCGUCGUCUGGGACCUGCACAACCAGACGCUCGUCAGACAGUUCCAGGGCCACACGGACGGCGCAAGCUGCAUCGACAUCUCCAACGACGGCACCAAGCUGUGGACGGGAGGCCUGGACAACACGGUCCGCUGCUGGGACCUGAGGGAGGGACGGCAGCUGCAGCAGCACGACUUCACCUCGCAGAUCUUCUCGCUGGGUUACUGUCCGACGGGCGAGUGGCUGGCGGUGGGCAUGGAGAGCAGCAACGUGGAAGUCCUGCACGUGUCCAAGCCCGACAAGUACCAGCUGCACCUUCACGAGAGCUGCGUGCUCUCGCUCAAGUUCGCCUACUGCGGUAAAUGGUUUGUGAGCACGGGCAAAGACAACCUGCUGAACGCGUGGCGGACGCCUUACGGCUCCAGCAUAUUCCAGUCUAAGGAGUCGUCGUCAGUGCUGAGCUGCGACAUCUCCCCCGACGACCAGUUCAUCGUGACGGGCUCGGGGGACAAGAAGGCCACCGUGUACGAAGUCAUCUACUGAACUGAGUCAUCAACGCACACGCGACUGUACACAGCGGAAAACAGACACUCGACUACUUUUUUUUUGUUUGUUUGUGAAAGAAAGACUCCAAACUGUUUUUUAAUACUUCGAGAAGGAUAGCUGAGAGAGUGCGGGGUUCCUCCAAAGAUGUUUCCUUUUGUUUUUGUUUUUUUACUUAACAAAAUAAAACCUCUGUAGUGGACAUUAGCAACAUAACAUAUUUUUUUAGCUUUUUUUUUUUUUUGUGGACCACAAAGAGGCGGCUUGGAAGUUCAGCCCGCUUCAAACGAGCCUGGCUCUGCUCUGCCUGUACCUAAUUUUUUGGGUUCGGGCGACGGCGGCAAACCUGAUUGUACCAUUUCCGGAAGGCGCAACAACCCGUGUUGUCAAAUGUUGCUGUUUUGUUUGGUGUUUCUUUGGUUUUGGUUUUAAGACUUGCCGAUUCUACCAGAGACGCGACACUUUCUGCUUCAUGUUCAAGGUUCGUUGUCGUUUGCUGGCUUCUAUAUGGAUGUAAAUAAAGUUCUGGAAAGGCA
Molecule: messenger RNA, 3314 nt
Organism: Syngnathoides biaculeatus (alligator pipefish)
Lineage: Eukaryota; Metazoa; Chordata; Actinopteri; Syngnathiformes; Syngnathidae
Gene: tle2a
Product: TLE family member 2, transcriptional corepressor a
Exons: 19
Coding region: 640-2778 (712 amino acids)
Biological process (GO): negative regulation of canonical Wnt signaling pathway; regulation of DNA-templated transcription
Cellular component (GO): transcription regulator complex; nucleus
Molecular function (GO): protein binding; transcription corepressor activity
Source: RefSeq, a predicted model, not a curated record